Messenger RNA from Exaiptasia diaphana, 3058 nucleotides. RefSeq lists its product as uncharacterized. The record is from RefSeq and is a predicted model, not a curated record. Gene Ontology annotation, cellular component: membrane. NCBI's taxonomy places the organism in Eukaryota, Metazoa, Cnidaria, Anthozoa, Actiniaria, Aiptasiidae. Gene Ontology annotation, molecular function: G protein-coupled receptor activity. Gene Ontology annotation, biological process: G protein-coupled receptor signaling pathway.
GUGUUCAGUGUUGAUAAUGUGCUAAACCUUUCACUUUGGCUUUGAAGCUGCAAGACUAAAGAGGUGUAUUUUGUUAUUGAAAACCAAGACGACGUUUUCUUCUUCGUCCAAUCAUUGGUUGUUCAUUAUACAAAGAGUUAAAUGACACGUGACGUAUAGUGUCCAUUGUCAUACAAUCUCAUGAUCAACUUCGCUCUACACAUUUGGUAGCGUGCUUAAUAAUCAGGGGAUCAAAAUGACCUAAAGCCAAGCUGUACCCGAACGAAAAGAUAUCAGGAACUUGCAAAUGAGCUUGUCAUAUUAUACCAUAAAGCUUUUCAGAUUAACAAUCAACAACGAUUCAAAAGUUACAGCUUACAAUGAACGCCAGUGAAUAUCAAUCAUUUCCUAGACCUCCUGAGUCAGCCGGACUGAGGACUUUCCAUAUUUUUUAUUUGGUGGUGACAACAGUCGCUAUCAUUGUCGGGAAUGCAUUGGUCAUCAUGGUAAUACGCGUGGAUCGUCGACUUCAUAGUCCGACAUUUUACUUUCUUGGUAAUUUGGCGGUUGCAGAUCUUCUUGUGGGAAUAGGCUAUGUGCCUUUCUAUAUUGUGGCUGUUCUCAAGAAAGCCUGGAUACUUGGGGCGGUGUGGUGUAGAGGCCAUGCCUUUGUAGUGUCAACUAGCUAUAAUGCCUCGCUCAUGACACUUUGCGUUGUGAGUGUGGAUCGGUUUUUGGAUAUAUCAGACCCAUUAAGGUAUUAUGGGCGCAUGACAAAGAAGAAAACUCGCCUUCUCAUUGCAUUUAUAUGGAUUCACGCAGUAUUUUGGGCAACUGGCCCGCUGUGGAACUGGGGUGAGACUGUCUUGGAUCAGUCUACGAACACCUGCCGACCAAACUUUGGCGCCAAAACCGUCUCAGGCAAAGUCUACGCAAUUUGUCUAGCAACAUUUGCAUUUGCAUUCCCAGUGUUGAUCACAAUUUAUACAUACUUUAAAAUUUUCCGAGUAGCCGACGAUCAGUCGAAAAAAAUUGCCAAAGAUUCGACGACGUCACGAACUAGCAUCGGUUCCGAUGAACAUUCGAAGCCUACUCGAGACCGCAAAGCUUAUAAGACAGUUCUUGUAAUAAUUGGUACGUUUGUAAUAUGUUGGCUUCCUUAUACGAUAGGGACGUCCAUUAAAAUAUUAACUGGCAACAAGGAGGCGCCUUAUUGGCUAUCAUAUCUCGGAUUAACAUUAGCUCUUACCAACAGCUGUGUGAACCCAGUGAUUUACACAAUACGAGACAGAAGAUUUAGACGUGGUAUAAAAAAAUUUUUGCGAUCAAGGAGUAGAAUCUUGAGGGAGAGUAAAUACCUGUCACGAAGUGGUGCAACGCCUUCAAACCUAGUGGGGCUUGGCGCAGGAAUAGAAGCAACUUCACCAAGAGUUACUGAUCGAAUAAGACUAACUUCGUUUACAACUCCGGCUGGUAUAAAACCAACUACUAACAGAAGCCAUUCCACUGUUACUGUUAGCUCACUGAACGAUUCGAUAGAGAAAAAUAUGAACAAUACAACUGCAGAUCAACUGUAUAUUCCAAAAGAUCCUGGCUAUAACCCAGGCACUGGUCUCAUCGCUUUUCACGUAACGAUACUGGUGGCAAUAGUUCUUGCUGCGGUUAUUGGAAACGCUGUUGUAAUCAAUGUUGUGUUUCGAGACAGAAGACUUCACAUGCCAACAUUUUAUUUCGUUGUUAACCUUGCUGUAGCCGAUAUCUUAACGACGUCAGUCUAUGUUCCAUUCUACAUUGUGUCAAUCGUCAACCAGAAAUGGAUUUUUGGCGAAACGAUGUGCAAAGCGCAUGUUUUUGUCAUCAGUCUGGGCUUCAAUGCAUCGUUGUUGACCCUUAGUUUUAUCAGCUUUGACCGGUUUUUGGAUAUCGUUUUUCCUUUGUUUUACCUAGAAAUGAUGACAAAAAAGCGCAUGCGUGUUAUGAUAGUACUGGGCUGGGUCCACUCCAUCUUCUGGGCGCUGUGUCCGUGGGCUUUCAAAUGGGGCGAGUACUGGUUCGACCCUCACUCCAGCACUUGCCGACCCAAGUACAACGGCAAAGGAUUGGCGAAUGAGUUAUAUUUGGGUUUCAUGGUGACUUUCUGUUUUGCAAUACCUGUGGUUUCAAUGGUUUACUUCUACACAAGAAUAUUUUCCAUUGUAGAGAAGCACGUCAAAGACAUUGAGCAAAUUUCAAAUUCAGUUGCUUCACUCGCGUCGAUUGGUUCCGUUGAAAGCAGCCCAAAGUUGCCACAAAAGAACCAAUUAACCUUAGUCGACCAACUUCAGUCACCGCCAAGCCCACAACCCCACAGCCCACAACCCCRCAAACCUAAGGAGCUGCGGGCUCAUAACAUGAUCCUAAUCAUCAUUCUGCUGUUUAUGUUUUGUUGGACUACAUAUUCCACAGUUGCCAUGGUGAGAAUGGUUUCAAAAGAUAGCUGGGGUGCGUAUUGGUCGGUCAAUGCAAGCUUGACGUUGGCCAUACUCAACAGUGCAGUGAAUCCACUAGUUUAUGCGUCCAGAGAUCGCAGGUUCAAGAGAGGUUUUAAAAAGAUCUUUUGGCCGAUUUUCUGUAAAUUUGAAAAAUUUAGGAUAACUCUGGCAACGUCAUCUAGCAAUGCGUAUUAAAGGAUACGRCAUACAUCGAGAAUUUAAAAUGAGCAACAAUUAUAAUAAACAAACAAACAAAMAAAKCUGAAAGUGUUAUUGAACUGACAUAGAUGUCAAUCAUCAAUCAAAGUUGAAAGUUUAUUCCCUAACGGGUAUUGUUUCUAGGAUGACAUCAUUCGGAUUAAGAGACCCGAAGUUAUCAAGCACAGUAAGGAGUUUCGUCAGACUAAUUACGUCAUGAUUGGUGACGUUUAUAAAAACAUACAAUUUUAUUCUCUUCAAAGAUACAAUGAAAAGUCAUGAUCAUUUUAACAAAAAACAAACUAAAGAAGUGGUACAAACUGUAGGCAUUUUUAGCAGUUUUAUUCAGAACACGGUAAAAUAUCUCUAUACACCCUUUUAAUAAGUCCCGAGGUAUURYDWUCUCCGCA